Messenger RNA from Caenorhabditis auriculariae, 4908 nucleotides. The record is from the annotation of a GenBank genome assembly. NCBI's taxonomy places the organism in Eukaryota, Metazoa, Nematoda, Chromadorea, Rhabditida, Rhabditidae.
AUGACGAUAUCUGGUAUCCUGCGGCCGACGGCUGCCUUACGCAGUUUUCGACGCCUUGGCUGGCCCUUCCUGCGCCUUUUUCCUGUUUUUCCAUGCUUUUUCUCUUAUCAGCUUCUUUUUUCAUGAUAAUAAACUUUUUUUCGGGGUAUUUUUGUCGAGAUUAAGCGCUAGUGAUUUGUUAUUUUUGAAGAAAAAUGCAGUUUGAAAAAAUCUCGGAUCCUUACAGGUUGUUUUUCCUUGUCGAAAACGUUUGGCGACUUAAUUUAUUUUUUUCGGAAAACUCACAUUUUUUUAAUUGAAUAACCCUCAGUCGUUUUUUUCCUCUUUUUUUCUAUUUGAUUUUUCAGUUACGUCCACUUUUUUUGUGGAAAUCAGCUUUAAAAUGCAUCGAAAAUCAUGAAUUUCCAUGAAAAAUGACUUCGAAAGAAAUUCAUGAUCAUAACAUCAGUGAUAAUUUUGUCCCGCCUUUGGAUUUUUCAUCACUUUUUGAAAAAAAACAUCCAAUUCGAUUUUUGCCUUAGUAUCAAAACAGUAAGAAAAAAGGUUUUCAGAGAUCUCGAUCUCAUCUUUUCAACAAGCUAUGAAAAAUAACUGACCCAUCACUUCCUAUAUCUCACUUUUCGGCGGUAACUUAUCAAUCCGCGCGAAACCGCACUUUUUGAACAUCACCGACAUGUGACAGACAAUCCGGGCGGCCAAUCGCUCAGAUCCGAAUCUAAAACUUCCCUGUCUAAUGGGCUUCAAAUGGACAACCGUUUUUCAACAUGCCUCUUUUGGCGGCUUUCUCUUGAAGCUUCGACACGAAGUUUUAUGGAAAAUGAAGAAAAAACGACAGGAAAAAAAAGUUACGAGGCUGGACUGUUGGCUACGUUCACGCCUAUUAACUCGGUCAGCCUUUUGCGGAACAGUUCCUCGUUCUCGCUCUUUCCAUAAUUACUUGCUGAACUUGCUGAAGUUCACUUCUUUUAUGUGUAGCUUUGGACGAGGUUAGCUUCCUGUUUCCAUGUUUUUACUGGACGUUAAAAUGGUCAAAUUAUUCGGAUCCAGUAUACAAAAAAUGUUUUUUUUUCAUUUCUGCAAAUAAUGAAUGUUUUUAUCAAAGUGGUGGGAAAUUUGUUCAGGAAUCCUGUUCAACCUUGAACAACUUUGUUUGUAAAACAUAUUACUGUUUCACAUUCAAACAUCCUUCCAUUCAAGAAGCUUCCUUCCUGAUUAAUAUAAAAGCAAGCGUGUUUCACUCAAAUUGGCCUCCCCCGGAAAAAUUAGUGCAUCCGAUGCGUAUCGCUGUACAGUUUCAAGUUUGACCCAUCCGCAUUUGCGUCUCUUUGGAUUGCAACUUACCGCCGGCGCCUGAGGGAGGAACACGUUUUUGGUAAACAGACGUCUUUCUCUGGAUCCAUUGUACAUAGGUCAAAAAGCCGGCAUGUUUGAGGUUCUUUUUUCGUUUGAUUUGAUUUUAAAAGCUUUUGAUUGCCUUUUGUAGAAGCUAACAAAUUUGAAAGAUUUUUCAAACGAUGGAAACAUUUGUGAUCCAAUUAACGAUUGAUGUUUGAAAAAAAGCAAUAAGAAAAAUUGAAAAACUUUUUGGAGCAAAUUUGACUGUUUCGUUAGUUUGAAAAUGCUUCGAUUCACUGAAGAAGAUGCAUAUUUUUUUGCCAUUUUUUUGAAGAAUUUUUUUCUCAUAGUUCUCAAAAAAACUACAACUUGAUUCAUUCUCAAGAUUUUUAAAGGACGUUAUUUUCAUAUAAAGAAAGUAGGGAAAAAUUGAAAGUUGAUUGUUCAAUCCGUUCCAUCCUUCAAUGAAACCAUCUCCCAAUCCCAUUUAUCUACGCCCAUCAAUCAAAUCCAAUCAUAAUACAAAGUUUCUUUUCUAAUCACGACUAAAAAGAAAGAAGAUCAGAAAAACGAAGGGCGCGAUUCGCUUUUUGUUUGGUUGGCCUCCAAGGAACGCGGCAAUGGGUCUUUAGGGGAGGGAUUUGAAACACGCCAAUAUCGGCAUCCACUUUUUUCUUCCUCUUUUGCAAUCAACCGGUAUCUUCUUGUAUUCUGUUGUUCGUCGGCUAUAAGUUCUGAGGUCUAACUUUCAUUAUUGGUCGUGUUGAAUAGAAUUGAUAUCAUUAUUAGUAUGGGAUUCUUAAUCGAGAAGUCUCCAAUUUCAUGAGCUCUGCUCUAAUUUUUCUUGAAACUGUUUCGAUUUCUCAAACAAUAUCUUAUUUUUACAGUUUUUUUGCACGAUUCCUUCUCCCCAGGCUGUGUACUGUUUCAGGUCAAGAUAAUCUUCUAGCUGUUACCGGCUCAUAAUCAACCUAUAUCUAGCCAUUUUCCGUCUCAAGUCUUUUUGUACAUGUUGAAUUGUUUUUCUCGUGUUUACAAAACUUUAUAUUCUUUAAAAAAAUAGUUUUUCAGCCUCAUGGACCGGCUCGGUCCAAAGGAAGAAAGCGGCUUUGAGGGCCGAGGCCGACCGGCUGAGAAAACUCGCUGUGAUCGGUUGGUUAUUUCAUCGAAUAUUCCAAAUUUAAACUGUUUUUCAUAUAAGAUAUGUUUUAAAAAUGCUUUUCGAUCUUUUAAAAUGGUCAGUAUACAACACUUACUUUUAUGUGCUUAUAAGAAUUUAUUAUUUCUUUAUGCAAUGUGAAAAAACAAAAUGCUGAAAAUGGAUAGUGAUGAACGAACUUUCUGGACUUCAGCAAGAAUCUUGGGAAGAUUUUUGAAAAAUCAAAGAAACAUUGAACUUUUUUGAGGUGUCGCAAUGUCCAUCGGCGCCGCUGUGAUUUGCGUUCUGACAGUUCCUCUCGUCUACAAUUACGUUCAACACAUGGAAACUCUCCUCCAAGAUGAAGCCGACUUUUGCCGGGUUUGCUUUGCCUCCUCAGAAGCGGUCCAUAAAUCUCUUCCGGCUGAGUAUGCGCAAACAAGCUUGGAAAGUGGUUGGGUCUAAAUCUUAAUUGAUAAGAUAAAGCGUGGAUUUGGCGUUUUUUUCUGCCAAAGCUGUUCGUGCGCAAAAAAACUGGAUUUUUUUGUCUGGGAUAACGACCGUAGCGAACUUUUUUUUUUAGGUGCAAUGUGAAUGGCAAAAAAAGGAAUGGUUUUUUUCAUGUAAGAAAUUUCAUUAGACACCUGUAACUUGGAAUAAAAAAAUCAUCUUUUUUUCAAUAUUAUGGCUUCUUUUCUCUAAUUAUUCAUGAUAAAACCUUAGAUUUCAGUCUCAAUGUUAAAUAAAAAAGUUUUAACUCAUACAGCUGUACAGAUUUCUUCAUUUGGCCACUGAUAAAUUCAAUCAGUUAUUUUUUUCAAAGUACAGCAACUUUUCCCUAAGAUUCUUGAAGUGCGAGGAACGAAAAAAGUUCAUCAGAGGAGGAAGAACGACCACCCGCAGAUAUCUUAAUAUCUUUUUUGGACGGGUUUUUCUCGGGCAUAGACAUACGCAAUCCAUGCGUACAAUGGCAGCAAAAAAAUUACCCAUCUUACGUCAAAUUCCUGCUUUUUUGACUUGUGAAUAGGAGAGAAACUUUUUGCUAGGCUUCUCAAGAGUUUAGACAAAUUUUAAGAAGAUUUUUUGUGGAAAAAACCCUUUCUUUGACUUUUUGAGAAUGUUUGCGCUGAAUAUAUUGAUCACACAAGUUAGGAAAGAACUUCCAGAUGCGCAGCAACAAAGUCUGGGACGAAGUCUCGAAAGCUCGAAUAGAACGCGGCGUUGGACAAAGAGACAGGAGACACGCCUACGACGGCUACUCGGCUAGUUACGGUACCUACGAAACAGUUCCGCUGAAAGUCUACAAGUCAGCUGAACUCACCGAGCAUCGAGAAGAACGCGACGACAGCGCUCAGAGAGCUCAAUCUCAAUGUGAGUUGUAGAACCAAAAUAAUUCUUCCCAGUUGGAAUUCGAUCAUUUUUGAAUAUUUGAGGAGACAUCGAGUUUGGAAAUGGAAAAAUAUUAUGAAAAAAUAAGUUUUCAGGCUGUGGGUGCGGUUUUGGAGCUCCUGGUCCUUCCGGAGAAAACGGAAAGGACGGUCGAGACGGUGAAGAUGGAGAGCAAGGACCUGACGGCACACCUGGGCCUGAUUCAAACGAACAAACCUAUAACCCACUCGACGAGUUUUGUUUCGAAUGUCCGCCUGGAGCUCCAGGUCCAGUUGGCCCUCCAGGACCGAAAGGAAUGCCCGGGCUGCAAGGCCGAAACGGAAGAGACGCUGACGGAGGCCCACGAGGACAACCAGGCCCGCCAGGACCUCCAGGACCGAGGGUGAUUAGGACCAUUUGGAGAUAUUUUAUCAUCAUUGUGUUGUUUUUUUUUAAAAGACAGCCAAGGGAUUCACUGAUUGACUUCAUGGUUCCAGCUGAUCGUUUUUUUGGUUCAGAUUAAUAAGUUGAAUGUUAAUUCAUGAUUUUGACUUCGCUAGAGUUGACUGAAACUUGAUUAUUCGAAACACUUCUAAAAUUGUUCGGUUGUUUCGAGUUGUUUCGUAGUAAUGAGCUUAUGAAUGGCGGGCAGGAAGUAUGCGAAAAAAAAAUCCGUCAAGGAAAGUCAGUUUAUUUUGAAUCAAACCGAGAGUUGUUAAGGGAGAGCCCGGACCGAAAGGCUAUGAAGGAGAAGGCGGACCAGAUGGAGCUCUUACCAUGGAGCAAGUUGGGCCACCAGGACCACGCGGACCUCCAGGUUUAAAAAUAAAACGGAAAUCCACGAAAUCUGUACUCUAGGACCGGCCGGACCGGAAGGACCGCCUGGAAAAGAGGGACCGGCCGGAAAGCAAGGACCAGAAGGCCCAAUCGGAGAAGAAGGACCGCCAGGAAUGCCAGGAGCGCCAGGAAGACCUGGACCGCCUGGAAGGCCAGGAAUUCUUGGAGAACGUGGUCCUUCCGGCCCAUGUACUCACUGUCCUAAUCCUAGAACAGCUCCUGGCUAUUGA